UCCAGAGGGAAUAAAGAAAAGUGCAGAAAAUCUUGGUGAACUCCUCAUGGGAGAUCAGAUUGAUAACUCUCCUUAUUGGUUUCGAAUGAAUGUGAAUGAAUCAGUCUACCUCUGCACUACCAACCCAUUGAGUGAAAAUGAGGUUAAGCUCUUGAAGCAGAGAACUAGGGAUUUGUACCGGGUGAAUAUGAUCCUUGACAAUUUGCCAGCUAUGAGGUUUGCAAAUCAGAACAGCCUCCAAACAACCUCCACUGAAUCUUGGAGAACUGGUUUUCCUGUGGGGAGAGGAAGGUUUGGGUUCAUUUCUGAAUCUGAUAACAAGAAGCCACCUGGGUAUGAGAUUGUUGGUUUUGAGGUUGUCCCUUGUAGUGUUAAGGAUGAUCCAAAUGCUAUGACUAAACUCAAAAUUUAUGACAAUGUCCCAUCUAUGAAUUGCCCCUUGGAACUUGAGAAGUCACAAAUAAUAAGGGAACAAGAGAGAAUAUCAUUUACUUAUGAGGUUGAAUUUGUGAAAAGUGAUAUUAGGUGGCCAUCUAGGUGGGAUGCUUAGUUGAAGAUGGAAGGUGCUCGUGUGCAUUGGUUCUCAAUUCUGAAUUCUCUGAUGGUGAUCUUUUUCCUAGCUGGUAUUGUUUUUGUCAUUUUCUUGAGGACCGUCUAAAGGGACUUGACAAGGUAUAAGGAAUUGGAUAAAGAGGCUCAAGCACAGAUGAAUGAGGAGCUUUCUGGAUAGAAGCUUGUUGUUGGUGAUGUUUUUAGAGAGCCAGACUGCCCAAAGCUUCUUUGCGUGAUAGUAGGUGAUAGGGUUCAGAUUACAGGAAUGGCAGUUGUCAC
This is a messenger RNA of Rubroshorea leprosula, 831 nucleotides long. Lineage: Eukaryota; Viridiplantae; Streptophyta; Magnoliopsida; Malvales; Dipterocarpaceae. The record is from the annotation of a GenBank genome assembly.